Messenger RNA from Numida meleagris (helmeted guineafowl), 1099 nucleotides. RefSeq names its product uroplakin 3A (gene UPK3A). NCBI's taxonomy places the organism in Eukaryota, Metazoa, Chordata, Aves, Galliformes, Numididae. The record is from RefSeq and is a predicted model, not a curated record. The coding region runs from base 156 to 950 and encodes 264 amino acids. The transcript is spliced from 6 exons.
GAUUGGCACUACCUGAGAAGGAGGGUGAUAAGCAUACAGGGAGGUGCUAAGGAUGGAGAAGCUUGUGGAAGGGAGUGAAUGGGGGAGUUCUUUAGCAGGGGCUGCUUACCAGCGUUAUUUUUCUUUUUGUGUCAGGUGUUUAGGAGAGAUCAGGCAUGCUCAGUCAUUGGGUUGUGUUAGUCCUUUGCUGCUUGGGACAGCUUUGUGCAGAUCAGAGCAUGAAACCUCAGCUUGCAGCCCCUCAGCUUGCAACAAACAAUCCCACUCUCACUACAGUUGCCCUAGAGAAACCUUUCUGUGUGUUUGAUAGCUCACUAUAUCCAAACAAAUCUUAUGCCAUCUACUUGUAUGUGAUGAAAAGUUCAGCAAACACAAUAAGCUCUGUGGUGACUGACAGCAACAGCAAGCCACUGGACAGCACAUUCCAACAAACACAUGGGGGACAGUUUGGACCUUACAAGGCUGCUUCAUUCGAUGUACCGAACUGUGUGUCACCCCCCAAGCUUGCUGAUGCAGGAGACAUCAACAAAGUUUCCGAUGUCCUGAAACAAUACCUCUUCAGAGUUGGGGAUGAUGGGACUUGUUUGUAUGACCCAAACUUCCUCGACGUCUGCAAUCCUCCUCUUGCACCCGACACAACAUACAGGUUUAAAUACGUGUUGGUUGAUAACACAGAAGAUGUCACAAAAGACCAAACUCUUUGGUCUGAUCCAAUCAAAACCAGAAAAGCUAAACUUCCCAUGAAAAUUGAUACCUGGCCUGGCCGAAGGAGUGGAAGCAUGAUUGUCAUUACGUCAAUCCUAAGUGUGUCAGUGUUCCUUCUGCUUGCUGGCUUGCUCGCUUCUGUGUUAUCUGCUCUCAUUGAAUCAGAAGAUCCUUCUGCAGAGAGAAAGGGCACGUCUGAGACUUCUCAACAGAGUGAACUGAGACCACAGCUGAGCUCCGAGUGAGUGGCCAGGUUCAAGUGAAUUCUGGAAAUACAACUGAACAUGUGCCACAACCUGCAGGACUAACUCUUCUGCCCAGCACUGGUCCCCUGCUACAAUAUGCAACCAGCUGGGCCUGUACAGCACAAACUAAAUAAAGACUGUUUUUUUAA